GGGGCUGAGCAGCUUGCCCGACUUUUGAGUCGGACCUGUAAUCGGUUUUCCCUCUGGGCGCGUUGCUGGUCGCCGCAGGCUUGCCCCUGCCUGGUGCCGUUUGAUCCGCUCCAGAGUGCGGUGAGGUGGAGCAGGCCGGUACCGCCCCGCUUUUGUGUUUUUUUGUUUUUGUUUUUUAACAUUCCCAUCCCCACCCCUAUUGCAGCCUCAGAGGAAAUUGAGGCUAAGAGACCGGGCCGAAGGACGGCAAGCAGUGGUCGCCUCUCGAAGCCGGGUCUUGCAGUGCUGCUCAUGGAUUAACCAGACUGCCUGAAUGGUUUAAGGGUACACAGGGUACGUUUGAUUCAGAGGCUUCUGGAACGUCGAAAUUAUCUACUUUGGAAAGAACCAUCCCCUCUUUGGGCUUUAGGGGCCCAGAUUGAGGCGCGAUGAUGAGAGGAUGUGGUGGUCCACUCUGAUGUCAAUCUUGAGGGCUAGGUCGGAGAAGAAGCAGAGAGAUCCGUGUGGCUGGAGCACAGCAAAUCAGAGAAGCAAGUUGGGAAACAUUGGCAGAAGCCAGAUCCUGUAUCUGAGCUUGAGGACAGACACUGUCUUUUUUUCUUUGGAACCUCAGUGCCCAGAAGUCAUCCUGGACAAAUGUUUGUGAAAUGAGCAAGGCAAAGUUAUGGAUGAAGUCACUCAGGCAAGAAAGUAAAAGUUCUUUUUGGAGGUGGAUAUCUGCUCAGACGAUAAGAAUUAUAAGAGCUCUGAGAGCUCGUUUUGAAGGAAUAAUGGAUGAACCGUCUCCCUUGGCCAAACCUCUGGAGCUGAACCAGCACUCCCGAUUCAUAAUUGGUUCUGUGUCUGAAGACAACUCAGAGGAUGAGAUUAGCAACCUAGUGAAGCUGGAGCUACUGGAGGAGAAGGAGGGCUCUCUGUCACCAGCCUCUGUCAGCUCAGAUACACUCUCUGACUUGGGGAUCUCUAGCCUGCAGGAUGGCUUGGCCUUACACAUGAGGUCCAGCAUGUCUGGCUUGCACCUAGUAAAGCAAGGUCGAGACCGAAAGAAAGUAGACUCACAGCGAGAUUUCACUGUAGCUUCUCCAGCAGAAUUUGUUACUCGUUUUGGUGGAAAUAAAGUGAUUGAAAAGGUUCUCAUUGCUAACAAUGGAAUUGCAGCAGUGAAAUGCAUGCGAUCUAUCCGCCGGUGGUCGUAUGAAAUGUUUCGAAACGAACGUGCAAUCCGAUUUGUUGUCAUGGUCACACCUGAAGACCUGAAAGCCAAUGCAGAAUACAUUAAGAUGGCAGAUCACUAUGUGCCAGUGCCAGGAGGACCAAACAACAACAACUAUGCAAAUGUGGAAUUAAUUCUUGAUAUCGCUAAAAGGAUCCCAGUACAAGCAGUGUGGGCUGGCUGGGGUCAUGCUUCCGAGAAUCCCAAGCUUCCAGAACUUCUUUUGAAAAAUGGCAUCGCCUUCAUGGGUCCUCCAAGCCAGGCCAUGUGGGCUUUGGGGGAUAAGAUUGCGUCUUCCAUAGUGGCUCAAACUGCAGGUAUCCCGACGCUUCCAUGGAGUGGCAGUGGUCUUUGUGUGGACUGGCACGAAAGUGACUUUUCCAAACGUAUAUUAAAUGUUCCUCAGGAACUAUAUGAAAAAGGUUACGUGAAGGAUGUGGAUGAUGGAAUGAAGGCAGCGGAGGAAGUUGGGUAUCCAGUAAUGAUCAAGGCCUCAGAAGGAGGAGGAGGGAAGGGAAUCAGAAAAGUCAACAACGCCGAUGACUUCCCUAACCUCUUCAGACAGGUUCAAGCAGAAGUCCCUGGAUCUCCUAUCUUUGUGAUGAGACUAGCCAAACAGUCUCGUCAUCUGGAGGUGCAGAUCUUAGCAGAUCAGUAUGGCAACGCUAUCUCCUUGUUUGGUCGGGAUUGCUCUGUGCAGCGCAGGCAUCAGAAGAUUAUCGAGGAGGCACCUGCUGCAAUUGCUACUCCAGCAGUAUUUGAACAUAUGGAACAGUGUGCGGUGAAACUUGCCAAAAUGGUCGGCUAUGUGAGCGCUGGGACUGUGGAGUACCUCUACAGCCAGGAUGGCAGCUUCUACUUUCUGGAGCUGAACCCUCGGCUCCAGGUGGAGCACCCUUGUACAGAGAUGGUGGCUGAUGUCAACCUCCCUGCAGCACAGCUCCAGAUUGCCAUGGGGAUCCCUCUGUACAGAAUCAAGGAUAUCCGUAUGAUGUAUGGGGUAUCUCCCUGGGGCGAUGCUCCCAUUGAUUUUGAAAAUUCUGCUCAUGUUCCUUGUCCACGGGGCCAUGUUAUUGCCGCUCGGAUCACUAGUGAAAAUCCAGAUGAGGGUUUUAAGCCCAGCUCAGGAACAGUUCAGGAACUGAAUUUCCGCAGCAAUAAGAACGUUUGGGGUUAUUUCAGUGUUGCUGCUGCAGGGGGACUUCAUGAAUUUGCUGAUUCUCAGUUUGGUCACUGCUUUUCCUGGGGAGAAAACCGAGAGGAAGCAAUUUCAAACAUGGUGGUGGCUUUGAAGGAGCUCUCUAUUCGGGGCGACUUUCGAACUACAGUUGAAUACUUGAUCAAAUUGUUGGAGACGGAAAGCUUUCAGCUGAAUAGAAUUGACACUGGCUGGCUGGACAGACUGAUAGCAGAAAAAGUACAGGCAGAGAGACCUGACACCAUGCUGGGAGUUGUAUGUGGGGCUCUCCACGUGGCCGAUGUGAGCCUGCGGAAUAGCAUCUCUAACUUCCUUCACUCCUUAGAGAGGGGUCAAGUCCUUUCUGCUCAUACGCUUCUGAAUACAGUAGAUGUCGAACUUAUCUAUGAGGGAGUCAAGUAUGUACUGAAGGUGACUCGACAGUCCCCUAACUCCUAUGUGGUGAUCAUGAACGGGUCGUGUGUGGAAGUAGACGUGCAUCGGCUGAGCGACGGAGGACUGCUCUUGUCCUAUGAUGGCAGCAGCUACACCACGUACAUGAAGGAAGAGGUGGACAGGUAUCGCAUCACGAUUGGCAAUAAAACCUGUGUGUUUGAGAAGGAAAAUGACCCUUCAGUGUUGCGCUCACCUUCUGCUGGGAAGUUAAUCCAGUACAUUGUGGAGGAUGGAGGCCAUGUGUUUGCGGGCCAGUGCUAUGCUGAGAUCGAGGUGAUGAAGAUGGUAAUGACCUUAACAGCUGCAGAGUCUGGCUGUAUCCAUUAUGUCAAGCGGCCUGGAGCAGCUCUCGACCCUGGGUGUGUACUAGCCAAGAUGCAGUUAGACAACCCCAGCAAGGUCCAGCAGGCCGAGCUUCACACGGGUAGCCUGCCGCAGAUCCAGAGCACAGCGCUCAGAGGCGAGAAGCUCCACCGAGUGUUCCACUAUGUCCUGGAUAAUCUGGUCAACGUCAUGAAUGGAUACUGCCUUCCAGACCCUUUCUUCAGCAGCAGGGUGAAAGACUGGGUAGAGCGGUUGAUGAAGACCCUCAGAGAUCCCUCCUUGCCUCUCCUAGAGUUGCAAGAUAUCAUGACCAGCGUCUCUGGCCGUAUCCCCCCCAAUGUGGAGAAGUCUAUCAAGAAGGAAAUGGCUCAGUAUGCCAGCAACAUCACAUCAGUCCUCUGUCAGUUUCCCAGCCAGCAGAUUGCCAACAUCCUAGACAGCCACGCAGCUACGUUGAAUCGGAAGUCUGAACGGGAAGUCUUCUUCAUGAACACUCAGAGCAUCGUCCAGCUGGUACAGAGGUACCGAAGCGGCAUCCGAGGCCACAUGAAGGCCGUGGUGAUGGAUCUGCUGCGGCAGUACCUGAGAGUAGAAACACAAUUCCAGAACGGUCACUAUGACAAAUGCGUGUUCACCCUUCGGGAGGAGAACAAGAGUGACAUGAACACUGUGCUGAACUACAUCUUCUCUCACGCUCAAGUCACCAAGAAGAAUCUUCUGGUCACAAUGCUCAUUGAUCAGUUGUGUGGCCGGGACCCUACUCUCACUGACGAGCUGCUGAAUAUCCUCACGGAGCUAACUCAACUCAGUAAGACCACCAACGCUAAAGUGGCGCUCCGAGCACGCCAGGUUCUUAUUGCCUCCCAUUUGCCAUCAUAUGAGCUUCGCCAUAACCAAGUAGAGUCUAUCUUCCUAUCAGCUAUUGACAUGUAUGGACAUCAGUUUUGCAUUGAGAACCUGCAGAAACUCAUCUUGUCUGAAACAUCCAUUUUCGAUGUCCUACCAAACUUCUUCUAUCACAGCAACCAGGUGGUGAGGAUGGCCGCUCUGGAGGUGUAUGUUCGAAGGGCUUAUAUUGCCUAUGAACUUAACAGUGUACAACACCGCCAGCUUAAGGACAACACCUGCGUGGUGGAAUUCCAGUUCAUGCUGCCCACAUCCCACCCAAACAGAGGGAACAUCCCCACGCUAAACAGAAUGUCCUUCUCCUCCAACCUCAACCACUAUGGCAUGACUCAUGUAGCUAGUGUCAGCGACGUGCUGCUGGACAACUCAUUCACUCCACCGUGUCAGCGGAUGGGCGGAAUGGUCUCUUUUCGGACUUUUGAAGAUUUUGUCAGGAUCUUUGAUGAAGUGAUGGGCUGCUUCUGUGAUUCCCCACCCCAAAGCCCCACAUUCCCUGAGGCAGGUCACACAUCUCUUUACGACGAAGACAAGGUCCCCCGGGAUGAACCGAUACACAUUCUGAAUGUGGCUAUCAAGACUGACUGUGACAUUGAGGAUGACAGGCUGGCAGCAAUGUUCCGAGAAUUUACCCAGCAAAAUAAAGCUACCCUGGUUGAGCAUGGGAUUCGGCGCCUCACUUUCCUGGUUGCACAAAAGGAUUUCAGAAAACAGGUCAACUAUGAAGUAGAUCAGAGAUUUCAUAGAGAAUUCCCUAAAUUUUUCACAUUCCGAGCAAGGGAUAAGUUUGAGGAAGACCGUAUCUAUCGUCACCUGGAGCCUGCCCUGGCUUUCCAGUUAGAGCUGAACCGGAUGAGAAAUUUUGACCUUACUGCCAUUCCAUGUGCUAAUCACAAGAUGCACCUGUACCUUGGGGCAGCCAAGGUGGAAGUGGGCACCGAAGUGACAGACUACAGGUUCUUUGUCCGUGCAAUCAUCAGACAUUCUGACCUGGUCACCAAGGAAGCCUCCUUUGAAUAUCUACAAAAUGAAGGGGAGCGGCUGCUCCUGGAAGCCAUGGAUGAGUUGGAAGUUGCUUUUAACAAUACAAAUGUCCGGACUGACUGCAACCACAUCUUCCUCAACUUUGUGCCGACAGUCAUCAUGGACCCAUCAAAGAUUGAGGAGUCUGUGCGGAGCAUGGUGAUGCGCUACGGAAGUCGGCUGUGGAAAUUACGCGUCCUCCAGGCAGAACUGAAAAUCAACAUCCGCCUGACGCCAACUGGAAAAGCGAUUCCCAUCCGCCUCUUCCUGACAAACGAAUCUGGUUAUUACUUGGACAUCAGCCUGUACAAGGAAGUGACCGACUCCAGGACAGCACAGAUCAUGUUUCAAGCAUAUGGAGACAAACAGGGACCAUUACAUGGAAUGUUAAUCAACACUCCGUAUGUGACCAAAGACCUGCUUCAAUCAAAGAGGUUCCAGGCACAGUCCUUAGGGACAACAUACAUAUAUGAUAUCCCAGAGAUGUUUCGGCAGUCCCUGAUCAAACUCUGGGAGUCUAUGUCCACUCAAGCAUUCCUUCCAUCACCCCCUCUGCCUUCUGACCUGCUGACCUAUACGGAGCUCGUGUUGGACGAUCAAGGUCAACUGGUUCACAUGAACAGACUUCCAGGAGGAAACGAGAUCGGCAUGGUAGCUUGGAAAAUGACCCUUAAAAGUCCUGAAUAUCCAGAAGGCCGAGAUAUCAUUGUCAUUGGUAAUGACAUCACAUACCGAAUUGGGUCCUUUGGACCCCAGGAGGAUUUGCUGUUUCUCAGAGCUUCUGAGCUUGCCAGGGCCGAGGGUAUCCCACGCAUCUAUGUAGCAGCCAACAGCGGAGCAAGAAUUGGACUGGCGGAGGAAAUUCGUCAUAUGUUUCACGUGGCCUGGGUUGAUCCUGAGGAUCCUUACAAGGGAUUCAAAUAUUUAUAUCUGACCCCUCAAGAUUAUAAGAGAGUCAGUGCUCUCAACUCUGUCCAUUGUGAACAUGUGGAGGAUGAAGGAGAAUCCAGGUACAAGAUAACUGAUAUUAUUGGGAAGGAAGAGGGACUUGGAGCCGAGAACCUUCGAGGUUCUGGAAUGAUUGCUGGAGAAUCUUCGCUGGCUUAUGACGAGAUCAUCACCAUUAGCCUGGUUACUUGCCGGGCCAUUGGGAUUGGGGCUUACCUCGUCCGGCUGGGACAGAGAACCAUCCAGGUUGAAAAUUCUCACUUAAUUCUGACAGGAGCCGGGGCCCUCAACAAAGUCCUCGGGAGGGAGGUGUAUACCUCCAACAACCAGCUCGGGGGCAUCCAGAUCAUGCACAACAACGGGGUGACCCACAGCACCGUCUGCGAUGACUUUGAAGGCGUGUUCACCGUCCUGCACUGGCUGUCGUACAUGCCUGAGAGUGUGCACAGCUCAGUUCCUCUGCUGAACUCCAAGGAUCCUAUAGAUAGAGUCAUCGAGUUUAUUCCCACAAAGGCUCCCUAUGACCCUCGGUGGAUGCUGGCUGGCCGGCCUCACCCAACCCAGAAAGGUCAAUGGUUGAGUGGAUUUUUUGACUAUGGCUCCUUCUCAGAGAUCAUGCAACCCUGGGCACAGACCGUGGUGGUUGGCAGAGCCAGGCUGGGAGGAAUUCCCGUGGGAGUAGUUGCUGUUGAAACCCGAACAGUGGAACUAAGUAUCCCAGCUGAUCCUGCAAACCUGGAUUCUGAAGCCAAGAUAAUCCAGCAGGCUGGCCAGGUUUGGUUCCCAGACUCCGCAUUUAAGACCUAUCAAGCUAUCAAGGACUUCAACCGUGAAGGGCUGCCUCUGAUGGUCUUUGCCAACUGGAGAGGCUUCUCUGGUGGGAUGAAGGAUAUGUACGACCAGGUGCUGAAGUUCGGUGCUUACAUCGUGGAUGGCCUGCGGGAGUGCUCCCAGCCUGUGAUGGUUUACAUUCCUCCGCAGGCCGAGCUUCGGGGCGGCUCCUGGGUCGUGAUUGACCCCACCAUCAACCCCCGGCACAUGGAGAUGUACGCUGACCGAGAAAGCAGGGGGUCAGUUCUGGAGCCAGAAGGGACAGUAGAAAUCAAAUUCCGCAGAAAGGAUCUGGUGAAGACCAUGCGUCGGGUGGACCCCGUCUACAUCCACUUGGCUGAGCGAUUGGGCACCCCAGAGCUGAGCGCGGCUGAGCGGAAGGAGCUGGAGAGCAAGCUGAAGGAGCGGGAGGAAUUCCUCAUUCCCAUUUACCACCAGGUAGCCGUGCAGUUCGCUGACUUGCACGACACACCAGGCCGGCUGCAGGAGAAGGGUGUCAUUAACGACAUCCUGGAUUGGAAAACCUCCCGUACCUUCUUCUACUGGCGGCUGAGGCGUCUCUUGCUGGAGGACCUGGUCAAGAAGAAAAUCCACAAUGCCAACCCCGAGCUGACCGAUGGCCAGAUCCAGGCCAUGCUGAGGCGCUGGUUCGUGGAGGUGGAAGGGACAGUGAAGGCCUAUGUCUGGGACAAUAACAAGGAUCUGGUGGAGUGGCUGGAGAAGCAGCUGAUGGAGGAAGACGGGGUUCGCUCAGUGAUAGAGGAGAACAUCAAGUACAUCAGCAGGGACUACGUCCUCAAGCAGAUCCGCAGCUUGGUACAGGCCAAUCCAGAGGUUGCCAUGGAUUCCAUCGUCCACAUGACCCAGCACAUCUCACCCACUCAGCGAGCGGAAGUCGUACGGAUCCUCUCCACGAUGGACUCCCCUUCAACGUAGGGAGAGCUUCCUGCCCACCCGCGCCCUGCCUCCAGAGACCAGGGCUAGAGUGGCCUUUUACAACUGAAACCACUGCAACAAGAAGGCACAGGCACGGGAAUCAGUGGCAUUUCGCUUCCCCUCGGAUGUUUUCAGGUUACACACGACAUAGGAUGUGGGGGUCACAAAGCCCCCGGUCCAGCCCGCCGGUCACACACCCACCCGUUCAGUAUUUAUUACCCUGGCUGUGACUGCGGUCCUCUCUCCCUGCCCAGGACCUGAGAAGGCAAUGAAGGGUACAGACACGUACCGUGAGGUCUUACUGCACAAAGCAGGGCUGCCUCCUGCCCGGACAGCCCUGGGGCCCAGCCCCGGGAGGUGGGAGUGGUUGCCAGGCUAUCAGCAGCCCUAGCUUGCCCCUGGCCCCGUGAGCCUGCAGCCACCGGCAGCAGAGGAGGGCUGGGGCCGAGGCCGCGGGUCCACGCCGGGUGCGGGGAGAGCAGGGAGCCUCGGGUCUGCUGCUUCUUUACCCUGCGCUCAGCCCGUACACUAGGCACCCAAGGUACUGCUUAUGAAGGAAAUUAGAGCGUGAAAUCUGCAGGCUCCUCGGAACUCAAAGAUGAGGGCAGAGCCAUGAUCCAAGGAGCAGAGAAAGCAGAGACCAAGUCACUACUGUUGUUGACUUAUGGGCCCUGACCUUGGGCUCAGCUCUCUCAGAACUGCAGGGACGGAUGACCUCCCACUACCCUGCGUGUCGCCGCAGCCCGAGGUGGCAGAGGGGGAGCUGGGGAGCUGCCCUUCCCGUCCCCGAUGGAAAGUAGCGACUCAUGCCACAAGGAGAGUGGCCCGGAGAGCCUCUUCUUAGGACUUGGAAGGUUGUUACCAUGAAGCCUGGCGCAGUGGUCACGAGCGGUUAACGGUGCCUACAGAGCCAUCACCCGUGUUUCCGGGGCCCCCCUUCUGACGCUCCUACCUGCUGUGGGUCUAGCUCCUUGAGCGCACGCAGGCAGCAGGCGCAGCUGGCCCCCCCCUCCACGGCCUUCCCGCUGUGGGGAGGCUCCCGGGGAACACAGAACCCGUGUGACCUUCAGAGUCUCCACGACGCGUCAUGGUGCUGCUGUCUUCCAGGCUCCCGGGUCCGUCUCCAGCCAGCAGCAGGGGCCUCCUCACAGGUGACGGAAAGAGCUUACUGAUUCCCCCUGAUUUCCUGAAGCAAGAGUGGCAGGUGAUCAGGGCUGGUGUAGCCUCCGGUUCCCACCGUGCAGCUAAUUGCACGUGUCACUGACAGCCACGGAGGAAAUCAGUAAGACGUCAGGGAAGCAGCGGUACGAAGAUUUCCGCGCACACUACGGUUUUGAGCCUUAACUCUACAGUCCACGUACAAGGAGGAGCUCCGCUCCCCUCCUCCAGGAGCUGUGUGUGCAGGCGGGCACUGUGGCUGGAUUCGCCUCCAGGAGCUCGGAGCCUCAGGCAGGCUGCCCCGGGGCUCGGGGUGGGUGCCCCAGCUAAGAAAGGCGGGAAGAGGUGGGGAACAAUUUUCAGUCCGGGGAGAACAUCCUCUGUGCUGGCAUUUGCCUACCCAGUAGGAACGGGAGUCGCCUUUGACCAGAUUAUUCCUCGACCCUGUUCUACAGCAAGUCAGAUUCCACACACACACCCACAGGCGGUGUGCAGGCCUGUGCUGCCCUGGCAUCUCUUCAGAGAAAGGGGGGGUUACACCUGUUUACCUCCCCGCCCCCUCCCUGACCAAAUUAUGACACAUUAAAUGACGAGGUUUCCUCUCUGGAACUCAGUGAUGCUCAGCCCCCACCCCCAGAGCGCCCGACUUCAGGGCUCACCCUGCACAGGGGCUCUUUCCCGGGGGGACGUCAGGAAGCGCCGUGGGCGCCACGGCCCGCUGCUCCCACGGCCUGUCACCCACGCGGGUCUCCUGAGGCGGGAGGAGGGCGAAUGAGGCAUCGCCCAAGGCUUGCCUGAGCAGAGGUGGCCAUGUCGCCUGUUCAGCCCCGUUCACACAGCAGCCUUCACUUGUCUCACUGAGAAUUCGAUGGACGCAUAGCCUGACGAGCAAGGAGCUUCUGUCAAAUGUACUCUUUUCACGUUUUGUUGAAAUAAACCUCCACAUUUGUAGAAGA
Molecule: messenger RNA, 9925 nt
Organism: Camelus dromedarius (Arabian camel)
Lineage: Eukaryota; Metazoa; Chordata; Mammalia; Artiodactyla; Camelidae
Gene: ACACA
Product: acetyl-CoA carboxylase alpha
Exons: 58
Coding region: 648-7811 (2387 amino acids)
Biological process (GO): fatty acid biosynthetic process
Cellular component (GO): mitochondrion
Molecular function (GO): acetyl-CoA carboxylase activity; ATP binding; metal ion binding
Source: RefSeq, a predicted model, not a curated record